Molecule: messenger RNA, 3338 nt
Organism: Oldenlandia corymbosa var. corymbosa
Lineage: Eukaryota; Viridiplantae; Streptophyta; Magnoliopsida; Gentianales; Rubiaceae
Source: the annotation of a GenBank genome assembly
UUCCACGGAAAUAUAAUAAAUCUAGAAGAUGAGCAAAGUCGUUAUCAAGAGGAAAAACGACAAAACCAUAAUGAUGACUGAAGAGUAUGUAAAAAGGCCAGAAAGAGCCAUGUGUUAAAUGCAAUCGUCCGCCAAACUCUUUCCUUUCACACAAAGAAGUCUUUACCGACUCAGAUAAGCCAAGAAAAACCCAAACCAAACCAAACCCCAAUCUUGUCCGUCCGGCAUGUCGUCGGAGCCGUUUUUCCGGCCAGUUAUUCAAACCCUUUUCGUCCUUCUCUUCUCUUUCCUUUCUCUUGCGUCUUCAGAUGAGCUUCAAGCCCUUCUCACCCUCAAAUCUUCCUUAAAAGACCCGUCCAACACUUUGGUGUUUGAUUCUUGGAAUGCAAACAAUUCCACGUGCAACUUCUCAGGAAUCACUUGUGACCUCACCACGAAUCUCGUCACGGAAAUCGAGCUAUCCAAUCACAAUCUCUCCGGUUCAGUCCCUUUUGAUGCAAUUUGUGGGCUUCAAUCCUUGGAGAAGCUUUCCUUGGGGUUUAAUUUCUUGUCCGGACAGGUUAUAGAGGACUUGAACAAAUGUGUCAGUUUGAAGUACUUGGAUUUGGGGAACAACUUGUUUUCCGGUCCGGUUCCAGAUAUCUCAUCACUCAGCCAGCUCAUGUAUUUGUACAUGAACAUGAGCGGAUUUUCUGGUACUUUUCCUUGGAAAUCCUUAGACAAUAUGUCUAAUCUUGUGGAAUUGAGCCUUGGAGACAACCCUUUUGAUAGAACUCCAUUUCCUAAUGGAGUGCUUAAACUUACCAAAUUAACUGUGCUUUAUUUGAGCAAUUGUAGUAUUGAAGGGACGAUUCCACCCGGAAUUGGAAACCUUACUGAGCUAACUGAUUUGGAAUUGGCUCAGAAUUUUCUAACUGGUAAAAUCCCUGUUGAGAUUACCAAGCUUCAAAAGUUAUGGCAGCUUGAGCUUUAUAUGAAUGAAUUGACCGGUGAAUUGCCGGUGGGAUUUGGAAACUUGACCAAUCUCCAAAGAUUCGAUGCAUCAACGAAUUUUCUUACCGGAAAUCUUUCAGAAGUGAGGCUAUUGAGCAAAUUGACGAGCUUACAGCUCUUCGAGAAUGAAUUUACAGGGGAGCUUCCACCGGAGCUCGGAGAUUUUCAGCAUUUGGUUAAUUUCUCUGUGUACAGAAACAAGCUUUCUGGACAAAUUCCUCAGAAUAUUGGUUCAUCAUCGCAGUUCAACUUCAUUGAUGCAUCGGAGAAUUUCUUCACCGGUUCAAUCCCGCCGGACAUGUGCAAACAGGGGACCAUGACAGAGCUUCUGAUCCUGCAGAACAACCUCACCGGAAAAAUCCCAGAAAGCUAUGCAAAUUGCUUGACCUUAACUCGUUUUAGGGUCAGCAAUAAUUCGCUUUCUGGGGAAGUUCCAAGAGGGAUUUGGGGACUACCGAAUUUAGGAAUGAUUGAUGUUGCAAUGAAUGAUUUGGUUGGCCCUGUUACUUCUGAUAUUGGAAAAGCCACUUCCUUAGCUCAGUUGCUUCUUUCUGAUAACAAAUUUUCAGGGGAGCUUCCAUCGGAAAUUUCCAAGGCUAAUCAAUUGGUUUCACUUGAUCUAAGUGGAAAUCAGUUCUCUGGAGAAAUCCCAUCCACAAUUGGCGAUUUAAAGCAGUUGGAUAAUCUGUAUCUCCAAGAUAACACAUUUUCUGGUUCAAUACCAGAUUCUUUGGCUUCUUGUGACUCUUUGACUAUUAUUAAUCUGGCUCAUAAUCAUCUUUCUGGGCAGAUUCCGGUUAAUCUUGGAUCACUGUCAACCUUGAAUUCCCUGAAUCUGUCAGACAAUCAACUCUCCGGCCAAAUCCCAUGGAGUUUGUCGUCUCUGAAGUUGAAUGUUCUUGAUCUUUCGAACAAUAAAUUGAGUGGUCUUAUACCUGAGACUCUUUCAAUUGAUGCCUACAAUGGUAGCUUUUCUGGAAAUAAUGGUCUCUGUGGCAACAACCUCAACAACUUCCCUAAAUGUUCAGCAGGCUCUGGAGAUUCAAAAGAGCUCAGAAAGCUUCUAAUAUGCUUUUUGGGACUGGGAAUUGUUGCCAUGUUAGUUUGCCUAGCAUGUUUCUGGCACCUGAAAAAGAAGAGCCUGAAGGGUCAAAAUCGGUCUUGGAGGGAAAACUCAUGGGACAUGAAAUCAUUCCAUCUUUUGUCCUUUACAGAAGAUGAUAUUCUUGAUGGAAUCAACCAGGAUAAUUUGAUUGGAAAAGGUGGUUCUGGGAAUGUUUACAAAAUUUCCCUUGAAAAUGGCAAUGAUUUGGCAGUCAAGCAUAUUUGGAAUUCUGACCCUGAUAGCAAGAAAAAAGAGGAAAGCACAACUACUAUGCUGCCAAAAGGUAGUAGGAAAUUAUCAGAAUUUGAGGCUGAAGUCCAAACUUUGAGCUCCAUUAGGCAUGUUAAUGUGGUCAAAUUGUACUGCUGCAUAACUAGUGAGGACUCAAGCUUGUUGGUGUACGAGUACAUGCCGAACGGGAGUCUAUGGGAUCGAUUGCACACGAGUAACAAGUUGGUUCUUGAUUGGGAAACUAGGUACGAGAUAGCUUUAGGCGCGGCGAAAGGGUUGGAGUAUUUGCAUCACGGCUGUGAUCGCCCGGUCAUCCACAGGGAUGUUAAGUCCAGCAACAUCUUGUUGGAUGAGUUGAUGAAGCCAAGAAUUGCUGAUUUUGGCCUAGCAAAGAUUGUUCAGUGCAACGCAAGCAAAGACUCCACUCAUGUUAUUGCAGGAACACAUGGUUAUAUUGCACCUGAAUAUGGUUACACACAAAAAGUUGACGAAAAAAGCGAUGUCUACAGCUUUGGAGUUGUUCUGAUGGAGUUGAUCACUGGAAAAAGGCCGAUUGAGCCGGAGUUUGGUGAGAAUAAGGACAUAGUUAGCUGGAUAAGCUGCAAAUUAAAGAGUAAAGAAACUGUCUUAAGCAUCAUUGACUCAGCCAUCUUAGAAGGCUACAAGGAAGAGGCUAUUAAGGUGUUGAAAAUAGCCAUUCUUUGCACAGCCAGACAACCAACUCAAAGGCCUACAAUGAGGACUGUAGUUCAAAUGUUGGAAGCUGCUGAACCUUGUAAACUUGUUGGGAUCAUUAUCAACAAAGAGGACAGUUAUAUGAAGAAGGACUUAAAAGGAAAUGACAAGUUGCAGAAAUGACCCUUUUGGCUGAGCUAAUCUUUUGUUCCAAGAACAAUCUUUAGAUUAGAAAGGUUGCUGAAGAAGCAAUGUAAUGAGUUUUGUACUACUAAGCCUUGUACCAUAGUGACCAUAAGCCUUGUAAGAAUAGCAUUAUAUUCUUUUUGUCCAC